UCUUUGUUAAAAAACGUGAAUUUUAUGUUUAAUAAAAUUAUGCGAAAUAUGUGAAGAUAACAGGUAUUAGACGUGACUAUAUACGUGUAUAAUAAAUAUAUUGUAUGUUUAAGUUUUAGAAAACGUGUAUGAAAAACAAAAGUACACGCGAAUUAUUAUAUCACAAUUCAGUAUUACUGUAGUAUUUAUCAUAAAUGUCUAUGGAGUUUGAAAUUAGCUUUUUUGAUGGUCCUUUGCUAAUCAAGGUACUAAUUAAUCCGUCCAACUGUUCACAUUUUAACGGACACCUUUGUUUAUUUCUCUCUCAGCAUCAUAUCCACACCAUCACAAGGUUUUUAUUUUUAUUUUUUGAUACAAGUGAUUUUCUACACUGAACUCAUGUAAAGUAUUAAGGCGAAAUUCAUAUAAAUUACUGUACAAAAAUAUUUGAACUUAAAUGCAGAUGAGGGAGUAGAGUGUUCAGUCAAUUACCCAUGUCUGCUACACCAUCAAAAGGUAGGAAAAUGAUUUUCUCCGGAUCUCUUCCUCUUAAUCCAUUAAGUUCGAGGAUUCAGAUCAUUUAAAUUUGAUCAAACAGUUAAAGUUAUUAUAAUUUUUAAAGUAGGUCAUUGUUUGUAGUCGUUUCAUCAAAUUUUAAUAGCCCGGAUCCUUAGACUUGGUGAAUUAAAAGGAAGGGAUCCGAAGGAAGGGAUCCGGAGAUGAUCCCUUUCACCGGAUCCCUUUCCAAAAGGUAUUAUUUUCUUCAAAACCAAGACAAUAAUUAAUUUCUUUCAUAUUCAUAAAGAUUCCAAUUUGCUGAUUGGAUUUUUUAUUUAAUUUUUUUGGGUGCAUUGAUGAUGAUAUGCACAUUUUCCGGUUUAAACUCAAACCCGGAUUUUGUUGUGGAAGCUGGAGGCGGAAAGAGGAAACAUAAACCCUUCUGGGUCACAGCGCGGUGCCAAAUUUGGACAGAAAUUCAUAGUUCCCUCAUCUCUCCAUAUCUCAACUUUUCUUUUAUCAUUAAUUACCUUUUCAACGAUGGGACGAAUUUCCUUUUACAUGUCACAAAUUCUUUCAAUUGCCAGAUUUUCCUGGAUUCUGAUUUACUGCCCAUUUUUGGGAAGAUUUUUUUGCUUCGUUUCAAGGAGCAACAGAUUUGCUGCUUCCGUUUAUUUGCAGCAGGUUAUUCAUCUAGAAGCGUUAUGGAAGAGGGCAUGUCAAGAACGAUCUCAAAUGUCGGGGUGAAACGCGAUGUUGAAGAAGUUUGUGAUCCAAACCUUGCUGCGAAUGACUCAUCAGAUGGUGCUAGUAGGCAUGUAUCGAAGAGGUUCAAAGGCGUUGUUGAGCAGCCAAAUGGGCAUUGGGGUGCCCAGAUAUAUGCCAAUCACGAAAGGGUUUGGCUUGGCACGUUCAGUUCUGAGAAUGAAGCAGCUAUGGCUUAUGAUAGCGCUGCAAUCAAGCUUCGCGGUUGGGAGUGCCAUCGCAACUUUCCGUGGACCAAAGUCACCUUUGAAGAGCCACACUUUCAAAAUCAGUACUCCAAAGAAGCUGUGUUGAGAAUGAUCAAGGAUAGUUCCUACCAAGCUGAGUUCUUAGAAUAUCGAAAGAGUUGUGCUGCAAGCAAGAGUUUGAGGAGUGGUAUUCAAUUUGACAGCUUGGUUAGGGUGCAUAGCAAUGGAAAUGCAAAGAUGUUGAAUCGACUUCUUUUCCAAAAAGAGCUGACGCCAAGUGAUGUGAGUAAGCUGAAUAGACUUGUGAUACCGGUUACCAAUGCUAAACGGUGCUUUCCCAGCAUAUCGGAAUCCAUAAGUCAGAAGGUUGAGAGUGGCUCCAGCCAGCUGGUGUUUUACGAUAAGAUGAUGAGGUCGUGGACUUUCCGGUACUGUUAUUGGAAGAGCAGCAGGAGUUUUGUGUUCACCAGGGGUUGGAGUCGGUUCGUAAAGACGCACCAUUUGAAGGCCAAAGACAUUCUUACAUUCUUUCAGUGCCAUUACAAGCAAUUGGGGGACAAUGGUAACAAGGAGCCACAAACUUUUUACAUGGUUAAAGUUAACUGGGAUGGUGCUGAAAGCGAAGACGACAACAUUAACUGCUUGGUUGAGAAUGAUGCUAAUAAUUACCAAUAUGAUAAAUGUAAACUAGAAUCUGUAAGCCAAAAUAUUAAUGAAGCUGAAGGAAUCCGUGCUGAUCAAAAGAAACGUUUCAGGCUCUUCGGCGUGGAGAUCUGCAACGAGGUGGCGCAUUAGCCUUGAACGUGUUAUAGUUCACCCUUCAAUGCCUCAGAAUUUUUGUUUGAGCUUUUGCAGGGAAUAUCAUUAAUUAGGUUCUGAUUACUAAACAUAUAAAUCCGUCCCUUUAAACUUACAGGAUGUUAGACUGAAAUGGAUAAAGGUACUCUUAAUUGCUUUUUGAUGAGAAGUUUUGUUAUAUUUGAUGCAUGCUUGCAUAUAA
Malus domestica (apple) is the source of this 2430-nucleotide messenger RNA. Its product is annotated as AP2/ERF and B3 domain-containing transcription factor At1g50680-like. Gene Ontology annotation, molecular function: DNA-binding transcription factor activity; DNA binding. The record is from RefSeq and is a predicted model, not a curated record. Gene Ontology annotation, biological process: regulation of DNA-templated transcription. NCBI's taxonomy places the organism in Eukaryota, Viridiplantae, Streptophyta, Magnoliopsida, Rosales, Rosaceae.